AUGUCCUUGCAUGCACACCACGAACACGGAGGCGGACCGGGAAAUAAUAAUGCCUGCCUUGCCACGAAUUACUGUGGCGCCUCACACGACCACUUCCCAACCCUCUCCCUCCUCAGGGACUUCCAAGCUGGGGACGUGAAGGAUUAUCCCCAUGAUUUGGAAAAGUAA
Paracoccidioides brasiliensis Pb18 is the source of this 168-nucleotide messenger RNA. RefSeq lists its product as uncharacterized. The transcript has 2 exons. The record is from RefSeq and is a predicted model, not a curated record. The coding region runs from base 1 to 168 and encodes 55 amino acids.